AAUGGGAAGCUCCACGAUUUGGAACCCAAAAUAGAGCUCAAGCUAGUGGAACCAUGUCUUCUUGCGUCUGUUUCAUCUUCGUUUUCUUUUUCUCAUUCCACAGUAUCUUCAGAGCUUCUGCCCAAAAACCUUAUUACCUAAAUGGGGGCUGUCAAACCACGACAAGUUACUCAAGAAACAGCACUUACUCCACCAAUCUUCAAACCCUUUUUUCCUCUCUUUCUUCCCCUAACGCAUCUUACUCCACCGGAUUCCAAAACGCUACGGCGGGAAAUGUCCCCGACAGAGUCACGGGACUUUUCCUUUGCCGCGGAGACUACUCGCCCGAAAUCUGCCGUAGCUGCGUCGUCUUCGCCGUCAACGAAUCCUUAGUUCGGUGUCCGGAUAAGAGAGCAGCCGUGUUCUAUUACGAGGAGUGCAUCCUCAGAUACUCAGACGAGAAUAUACUAUCGACCGUUACAUACGACGGAGGGUUAAUCAUGGAGAACCCCAACAAUUUCUCUUCUAAUCAAAGAGACUGGUUCGUAGCUACGGUGUCGUCCACGUUGAACCAAGCUGCAGUCUUAACAGCUAAGAGUUCUAGAAAAUUUUAUACGAUCGAGACCGAACUGACCCCAGUUCAGACUUUGAACGGGCUGCUUCAGUGCACUCCUGAUCUUACAAGACAAGAGUGCUUGAGCUGUUUGCAAAGUUCUAUCAAGAAAUUGGAUCUUAGCAGAGUUGGUGGAAGAUAUGUUUAUCCUAGUUGUACUUCAAGGUACGAGCUUUACUCGUUCUACGAAGGAAAGGCCAUUAGAACACUACCACCAUCACCACGACCACCAUCACCACUACCAUCAUCACCACCGAUGCUGUCGCCCGCGCCAACGCCUUCACUACCUAAGAAAGUUGGGAAUUCAAAUGUGUUGGUGGUAGCCAUUGUUGUGCCCAUAGGGGUUGUUCUACUUUUCAUAGCUGGUUAUUGUUUCUUUGCAAAAAGGGCAAAGAAAAAUUCUGAUACUGCACCAAACUUUGAUGGAAAUGAUAUAACAACCAUAGAGUCGCUGCAACUUGAUUAUAGAAUGAUUCGAGCAGCAACAAAUAAGUAUUCAGAAAAUAAUAAGAUUGGUCAAGGUGGAUUUGGUGAGGUUUUCAAGGGUAUAUUUCCGAAUGGAACUCAAGUUGCAGUUAAGAGACUGUCAAAAUCAUCAGGACAAGGUCACACAGAGUUCAAGAACGAGGUUAUUGUAGUUGCAAAGCUUCAACACAGAAAUCUAGUUAGGCUUCUCGGGUUUUCUCUUGAAGGAGAAGAAAGGAUACUAGUCUACGAGUACGUGCCCAACAAAAGCCUUGAUUAUUUCCUCUGCGAUCCUGUAAAACAAGGUCAACUGGACUGGACUCGAAGACAGAAGAUCAUUGAAGGGAUCACUCGAGGGAUUUUAUAUCUUCAUCAAGAUUCACGGCUUACAAUCAUACAUCGUGACCUCAAAGCAAGUAACAUACUUCUGGAUGCGGAUAUGAAUCCCAAAAUUUCUGAUUUUGGAAUGGCGAGGAUCUUUGAGAUGGACCAAACCCAGGAAAACACAAGCAAAAUAGUUGGUACCUUCGGUUACAUGUCUCCCGAAUAUGCGAUACAUGGCCUAUUCUCAGUGAAAUCUGAUGUAUAUAGCUUUGGAGUGUUAGUUCUUGAGAUUAUAAGCGGUAAGAAGAACAUUAUCUUCAACGAGACAAACGACGCACAUGACUUGGUCACAUAUGCUUGGAGGCAAUGGAGUAAAGGAACAACAUUAGACCUCGUGGAUCCAGUUAUUAUAGAUAAUUGCCAAGAGAGUGAAAUAGUUCGAUGCAUCCAUAUCGGUCUUUUAUGUGUUCAAGAAGAUCCUGAAAAUCGUCCGAUCAUGUCAACCAUUUUUAUGAUGCUCACUAAUAACACUGUCACUUUACCAAUCCCUCAACAACCAUGGUUUUUCGUUCCUGAAAAAGAUUCGCUUGAUUAAGAUCUACCAAGUCUGUUCCAAGGUUUAUUGACGAUGCAUCAAUCGCACCAUUUUCAUAUUUACAUGUUUUUACUGUAAACACACUCUUUAUCUUGUUUACCAUUAGUACCUAUAUAAAAAAGUUUUACUAUUUAAA
Camelina sativa (false flax) is the source of this 2112-nucleotide messenger RNA. RefSeq names its product cysteine-rich receptor-like protein kinase 15. Gene Ontology annotation, molecular function: protein serine/threonine kinase activity; ATP binding. Gene Ontology annotation, cellular component: plasma membrane. The record is from RefSeq and is a predicted model, not a curated record. Gene Ontology annotation, biological process: defense response to bacterium; protein phosphorylation. Lineage: Eukaryota; Viridiplantae; Streptophyta; Magnoliopsida; Brassicales; Brassicaceae.